AUGACGGCAACCGCCCGGCAGGACCCCUCCUUCCUCUUUCACGACAACAAUAACUUUCUCUACCUCCUCUCAGGCGAGGACACACACCUCCACAUCCGUAACGCCCACAACACCCAUCUCUACGCCUCGAUUCGCGUGUUCACCUCUCAGCCUAUCCAGGGCGUGUGCGUAUGCGCCUCCUCUCCGCUGAGGGACACCACCGCCACCACCACCACCCUCACAGAUCCAGAUGUCCUGGUCUGGGGUGGACCGUGGGCUGCUGUCGUUCCUGGGGCAGAGAUUGCCCGCCUGCUGAGCCAGUAUGAGGCCCAAGGCCGACCCCAGCUCCUUGAGCUUCUGCCGCCGUCAUUGUCGUCGCGGCCAGGUGUAGGAGGAGACAGAGGUGGCAGGGGUGGUGCAGUGAUUCAUGCUGGGGACUGGGUGUACGCCGGUGCCCUGUCGCCUCGGACGGCUGGGCUCGGGGCUCUCGUCACGGCACACAACGAGGUAAUUCCGCUGCGGAUAGUUUACCCUGCACCGGGGGUCGUGGCCCUGCGGCGGGGCAGGGUGCGGGCUCCACCUUCGUCGAGACCGAUCUUGUACUCGGCGCAGCUGCGGUGGAUGGUUGAGGAAGGCCAAGGAAAGAAGGAGGAGGAGGAGGAGGAGGAGGAAGAAGAUUCGGUGCUGGUUGCGGCGGGCACAGCGUUUGGGGAGAUCGUGGUGUGGCGAUGUCGGGUGGGCGGGGAUGGUGAAAAGGAAGAGGACGACGGGGUGGAGGUUCUCUACGUGCUGACAGGCCAUGAGGGAAGUAUCUUUGGUGUGGACAUAUCCCCAGACAUCGUCAUAGCCGCGGAGGAGGAGGAUGACGAUAAAAGGAAGGUGAAACCGCGGCAGAGGCCGGCGAGGCUGCUGGCCAGCUGUAGCGACGACCGCACGGUACGCGUGUGGGAUAUCUCGGACACCACGGCGAGUGCGAGUAGUGGUGACGGUGGGACUGUGAUGGUGGGUGCGGCGACGAGGAGCGCUGCGAUUGAGGCGAGGGAGACGGGAUUUGGGGAGAACGAAGGGUCGUCUGAUCUUGAAGCUUGCUCAAGACAUGUAUCGUCGAUGCCGCUGGCUGUGGCCAUGGGUCAUGUUUCGAGGAUUUGGAAUGUGCGGUUUGCGCCGAUGCUGGGGCCGGCGAGAGGAGGGAGGUGUAGCACCAGCAGGAGAAGAAGGAGGAGGAUGGCAGUGUACUCGUUUGGAGAGGAUGCUACCGCGCAGAGGUGGCGGCUUGAUGUCGGUGGCGGUGAUGGUGCCGACGAUGGUCUGGAUGUGGAGAUCACGCAUGAGGCUUUGAUACAUAGGCACGGCGGCAAGCACAUCUGGUCAACCAAGGUGCUUGUCGCCACAGGCGGGAGUGAUGGCAAGAUCAACAUCGUGGAAGACUCUCUGUAUGGGGGCGAAUCCGACGGCCGCUCGGUGUUGCUUGACAUUUCUGGCUCAGCAGUUGCGCGGCAGUUUCCGACUCGUGAUGGCGUGCCCGAGGAUGAGAACGGGAACGCUGAGGGUGCAUCACACGCUGUCGCAACAGAGACCAAAGGAAAGAGGACUUCUGUGAAAGACGAGGAGGAGCCUUUCAUGAUGUAUGCUCUACUGUCCGACUCCUCCAUCAUCGCUACGACACCGGCUGGGCGCAUCUUCCACGGCGUGUGGAAGGAUGAAGGCCAAGAGGUACAAUGGACGGGAGUGCCUAUGCCAAUACAAAUACAAGACGACCUGCGACGGUACCAGAUCGUCCGCAGCGUGGGCGAGCCCGACAAGGACACGGUUCUCCUGGGCUCUGCAAGUGGAGGGUUAUACAGGUACCGGCACGGACAAGUUCAGCUGGUGUGCAAGAUGGCGAGAAAGAUUGCAGAUGUGUUCCCACUACCUAGCGACGACGACCUUCUGGUGUCAAUUUCUGAGGGGCUCGGCAAGUCACAUCUCACACCAGUUGUUGUCCUAACCAUGGGCAGUCUGCAUGUCAGCCUGCUGGUGCUCGACCUCACCUCGGACAGGGAUGAUAUCCUACAGGGAGAAUACACAAUCGAGCUGGAAAAAGGCUUCACACCCACAGCAGUAGGCUUUUGCCAUGGCCACCUCAUCUUGGGCUCACGCCUCGGGGCCCUUCUGCUCUACAGGCCAUCAUCGUCAUCCACGACUGCAAACACCACAACAGGCAGCACGACCUUCGAAAAGAUAGUCCGCAUCGACCGGCCCUUCACCAAAGACGCAGUCUCCUCCAUUAUUUGCCUCCCGCCACCACCAACAACACCAGCCGGCACCCCGUCAUCAUCGUCCCCUUAUUUCCUCACCACCUCCCGUGAUGGUCGCUACCGGAUCUACGAGUUCACCACUACCGCCAACCCGGUAGUACACCUCCGCCACGAGGCCGUUCCGCCUCUGGGACCCAACAUCGAGUCCGCCCUCUUCACAACAUCCUCCUCGUCCUCCCCUCCCGAGCUCGUCCUCGCAGGCUUCCGCUCGCGGGACUUCGUCGUCUGGAACGAGACCCGCCAGCUCGAACUAGCUCGGGUCGAUUGCGGCGGCGCUUAUAGGUCGUUCGCACACCGUAUCAACCCUUCCGACCCGGCAAGACUAUCCUUCGUAUGGACCAAGGCGUCGCGCACGUGUGUGUUCUCUCAGGCGGCUCUGCCGCGGCGCGUGGUCAAGGGUGGUGGGCACGGGCGGGAGAUCAAGGCUGUGGCAGCGGUGGCUGGUGGGGGCUUAUUGGCCACGGGGGCGGAGGAUACCACGCUGCGGAUAUGGAGGUAUGAUAAGGAUGAAGAUGAUACAGGCGAGACGGCGUUGUCGUGUCUUGCUGUUGUGGAGAGGCAUACUACGGGGAUCCAGUGUCUCAAGUGGGCUGGGGAGAAGUACCUGGUCAGCAGCAGCGGCAACGAGGAGCUGUUUAUCUGGCGGGUCACGCAGCUGGGUAGGUCGGGAUAUGGGGGGCUCGCUGUGGUCUGCGAGGGGGUUUAUCCGGACAAGACCAAGGACGGCGACCUCCGGAUCACGAGCUUUGAUGUCGAGGUCGAGGCCCUGCCACAGGCCACCCUGGGCGAUGAUGAUGAUGAUGAUGAUGAGCUGAAGGAGGACGAAGAAGAGGUCCUGAUCCUGUCCCUGGCACUCUCGAACUCGACGCUGCGUACUUACAGAUACUCUAAGACCGGAGGGUUCAGGCUCCUGGCGAGGGGCAGAUACACAGGUGCGUGCCUGAUGCAGAUUCGGCACCUGAGGAUCACGGAUGCGGCCGCCGAGGUUCAUGUCCUGACGGCCUCGACGGAUGGACAUAUUGCACUGUGGAAAAUGUCUGCAGCGUCUACGUCGGAGGGUACGGCUGCGGCUGCGGCCGAAUUUGCCCUGACAGAGGUGCUUAGACUGCACCAGAGCGGUGUCAAGGCGCUGGAUGCAGUCCCUAUUUCUCCUUCUCUUCCCGAGGACGACGGCGUUGGAGCUCAAAGACGUCAACCCACUUCUUCCUCCUCCUCCUCCUUCUACGCUGUUCUGACAGGUGGCGACGACAAUGCCAUUGGUCAUCUACACCUGGAAUGGGACCCCACGGCCAGACACUACGUCGUCACCUCUCGCUCUCUCGCAAACGGUACGCAUGCGGCUGCCAUCACGGGGCUGUGCAUCACGGGCCUCGACAACCUGGCGGCUGGGAGCGGCGCAUACCGGGUAAAGCUGUGCACGGCGAGCAACGACCAGCGUGUGAAAGCCUGGCGGGUUGAUGUCGAGGAGCGAGGGAAGGUCAGGAAGGUUGCUCUGGUGGAGGACAGAUAUAGUAGUGUUGCGGACUGUGGGGAUGUGGCGAUGGUGCUGGGUGCGUCUGGGGGGAGGAGGGGAAUCGUGGUGGUUGGGGUUGGGAUGGAGUUUUGGAGCUUGUAG
Cryphonectria parasitica EP155 is the source of this 3891-nucleotide messenger RNA. Its product is annotated as WD40 repeat-like protein. The transcript is spliced from 3 exons. Bases 1 to 3891 code for a protein of 1296 amino acids. Gene Ontology annotation, cellular component: cytoplasm. Gene Ontology annotation, molecular function: protein binding. NCBI's taxonomy places the organism in Eukaryota, Fungi, Ascomycota, Sordariomycetes, Diaporthales, Cryphonectriaceae. The record is from RefSeq and is a predicted model, not a curated record. Gene Ontology annotation, biological process: tRNA methylation.